UAUCCAUCGCGCACUUCCCAUUAUAUAAAUAAAUCACAAAUCUUAAGCUCUUUUCCUCACUUCAAAAAUUUUACAUCAACAACAAACUACACUGUUUCUCCAAAGCCAAAAAUAUUAAAUAAAAAUAAAAUAAAUUUUAAUUCUCGUAAAAUCCCCUCUCUUCAACGUCUUUGCCACAAUCACGAGAAUCCUUCGAUCUGAAAUAUACAACUCCUUUUUGUUGUUGUUGUUGUUCUUUGCAGAGUUUGCUUAAGAACACUGAAUUUUUUUUUGUUUGUUUUAAUCUUUAUAAUUUGGCCAUUUUUCCCCCUUUUUGUGUGAGAAAACGGAAGUAAUAUUUUGGUUUUCUGUUUCAUUUAGCGUGCCUUUAUCUGCAAGUAAUGUAAAUUUACUUGUAAAAUUCUUCUUGGUGAUGAUCUGUUGGGGAGGAAUUUCUGUUUGGAGAUAAAUCAAAGUUCAAAGCAUGAUUUGUUGGUGAAAAUAAAGAAAAGGUUGGAAAAAACUUCUAUCUUGAUUGGAAAAAGGAAAAGUGAUGAAGCGGUCUAGAGAUGAGGUUUGCAUCGGCGGCUCCCAACUUAAAAGACCUGUGGUUUCUUCUCGAGGAGAAGGCUCUGGGCAACAGCAGAUGGCAGGAGGGACAGGAGCUACCCAGAAACUUACGACAAAUGAUGCAUUGGCAUAUCUCAAGGCAGUUAAAGAUAUAUUUCAAGAAAAGAGGGAGAAAUAUGACGACUUCCUUGAAGUAAUGAAAGACUUCAAGGCUCAAAGAAUUGAUACUGCGGGUGUCAUAGCCAGGGUAAAGGAGUUAUUUAAAGGGUAUCGAGACCUAAUUUUGGGUUUCAAUACCUUUUUGCCCAAAGGAUAUGAGAUCACCCUCCCAUUGGAGGAUGAACAACCUCCCCAAAAGAAGCCUGUGGAGUUUGAAGAAGCUAUUAAUUUUGUGAACAAAAUUAAGACAAGGUUUCAGGGUGAUGACCAUGUCUACAAAUCAUUUUUAGACAUUUUGAACAUGUAUAGAAAAGAAAAUAAGUCUAUCACUGAGGUCUACCAGGAGGUUGCUGCUCUUUUCCGAGACCAUCCAGAUCUGCUUUUGGAGUUCACUCAUUUUCUACCUGAUACCUCAGCGACAGCCUCUAAUCAUUAUGCUUCCACUGGUAGAAACUCUAUACCCCGAGAGAGGAGCUCUGCUAUGCCUGGAAUGUGUGCAGUGCCUGCUGACAAGAAAGAUAGGAGUACAGCUCUGCUUGGUGACUGUGACCUUAGCAUGGAACGUGCUGAUCCUGAUCAUGAUAGAGUUAUGACGAAAGCUGAAAAAGAGCAAAGAAGGCGUGGUGAAAAAGAAAGGGACAAGACAGAAGACAGAGAUAGAAGAGAUCGAGAACAGGAUGAUCGAGAUUUUGAAAUUGAUGGCAACAGAGACUUCAACAUGCGGUUUCCACAUAAACGGAAUGGGAAACCUGCUCGUAGAAGUGAAGAAUCAGGUGUGGAACAAUUGCAGCAAGUUGGGGGGGAUGGUUCUGCAUAUGAUGAUAAAAAUGCAAUGAAAAGUGUUUACAAUCAGGAGUUUGCUUUCUGUGAUAAAGUGAAGGAGAAGUUACGAAAUCCUGAUCAUUAUCAGGAAUUUUUGAGGUGCCUUCAUCUCUAUAGCAAUGAAGUAAUCUCACGCACAGAAUUGCAAUCUUUGGUGAAUGAUUUGCUUGGAAGAUACCCAGAAGUGAUGGAUGGUUUUAAUAAGUUUUUGAUGCAGUGCGAGAAGAAUGAGGGCUUGCUUGCGGAUUUUGUUAGUGAAAAGUACUUGCGGAAUGAAGGGCAGUUACCUAGAUCAGUUAAGAUGGAAGACAGAGAUAGAGAUCGUGAAAGGGAUAAUGGGGUCAAAAUUAGAGACCGUGAAACCCGGGAAAGGGAUAGACAUGACAGAAGUUCCUUUGCCAAUAAAGAUGCAGGUCACAAGGUUUCUUUAUUCUCCAGCAAGGAUAAUAAAUACUUUGGAAAACCCAUCAAUGAACUUGACCUCUCCAAUUGUGAACGGUGCACUCCUAGUUAUCGACUUCUUCCAAAGAAUUACCCAAUACCUUCUGCAAGCCAGAGAACAGAGCUAGGUUCUGAAGUUCUCAAUGAUCAUUGGGUUUCUGUCACUUCUGGGAGUGAGGACUACUCUUUCAAACACAUGCGCAAAAACCAGUAUGAAGAAAGCUUAUUUCGAUGUGAAGAUGACAGGUUUGAACUGGAUAUGUUGUUAGAGUCGGUGAAUGCAACAACCAAGCGAGUAGAAGAACUAUUAGAAAAGAUUAACAAUAAUAUCAUCAAACUAGACAGUCCAAUUCGCAUCGAGGAGCACUUCACAGCUCUGAAUCUUAGGUGCAUUGAACGUUUAUAUGGUGACCAUGGACUUGAUGUGAUGGAUGUUUUAAGGAAGAAUGCCCAUCUUGCUUUGCCAGUUAUUUUAACCCGCUUGAAGCAGAAACAAGAAGAGUGGGCUAGAUGUCGAUCUGAUUUUAAUAAAGUUUGGGCUGAAAUUUAUGCUAAGAAUUAUCAUAAAUCGCUUGACCACCGUAGCUUCUAUUUUAAGCAGCAGGACUCCAAGAACUUAAGCACUAAAGCUCUGUUGGCUGAGAUUAAAGAAAUCAGCGAGAAGAAGCGCAAAGAAGAUGAUGUGCUUCUUGCUAUUGCUGCUGGAAACAGACGGCCGAUUAUUCCCAAUUUGAAGUUUGAGUACCCCGAUCCUGAAAUUCAUGAAGAUCUUUAUCAGCUCAUCAAAUAUUCCUGUGGAGAAAUGUGUACAACUGAACAAUUGGAUAAAGUAAUUAAAAUAUGGACUACCUUCAUGGAACCUAUGCUUGGGGUUCCUUGCCGUCCUCAGGGAGCAGAGGACACUGAAGAUGUUGUGAAGGCUAAAAACAACAGUGUCAAAAAUGGUAGUGCUAGCGUUGGUGAGAGUGAAGGGAGCCCUGGUGGUGCUGGCGUUGCCAUGAAUUCCAAACAUUCGAAUCCUUCCAGACAUGAAGUUGAAAGUAUUCCACCUGAGCAAUCAAGUUCUUGUAGGUCUUGGUUGCUGAAUGGGGAUAAUGGUGUCAAGCAAGAUGGUUCUGCUUAUAUAGACAGUGUUGGUCAUAAGAAUGCAUCUUCCUGUGAUGCUCCUCAACGAGACAGAAUGCAGGUUAGUCCAGCUAAUGGUGACGAAAUAGCCGGGGUCAGUAAACAAGCUAGUACCAGUGAACGGUUGGUCACUUCAAAUGCAUCUCUUAUUGCGCGAGUGGAGCAAAGCAAUGGAAGAACUAGCAUUGAGAAUACUUCAGGUCUUAUUGCUACUCCUUCCAGACCUGGUAAUGCUGCUGUUGAGGGUGGACUUGAAUUAAAGUCAAAUAACGAAAAUUUACCUUCAUCAGAGGGUGGCGGUUGUUCUAGGCCAAUCAUAUCUGGAAACGGGAUGAUGACAGAAGGCUCUAAAAACCACAGGUAUAAUGAAGAAUCUGUUGCACAACUUAAAGUUGAAAGGGAAGAAGGAGAACUAUCCCCAAAUGGGGAUUUUGAGGAAGACAAUUUUGCUGAUUAUGGAGAAGCUAGUUUGGAGACUGCUCUUAAGGUGAAGGAAGGCGCAGCAAACAGACAAUACCAGAGACAUGGAGAGGAGGAAGUGUGCCGUGGGGAGGCUGGGGGAGAGAAUGAUGCUGAUGCUGAUGAUGAAGGUGAUGAAAGUGCUCAGAGGACAUCAGAGGAUAGUGAGAAUGCUUCUGAGAAUGGUGAGGUUUUUGGAAGUGAUUCUGGUGAAGGUGAAUCGAGGGAGGAGCAAGAGGAAGAUAUUGAUCAUGAUGAACAUGAUAAUAAAGUGGAGAGUGAAGGGGAGGCUGAAGGGAUGGCUGAUGCCCAUGAUGCGGAAGCUGAUGUUACAUUGUUACCAUUUUCAGAACGUUUCCUGCUAACUGUAAAGCCCCUUGCAAAGUACGUCCCUUCACCAUUACAUGAGAACAAGAAGGAUUCACAAGUUUUCUAUGGAAAUGACUCAUUUUACGUGCUUUUUAGGCUUCACCAUACUUUGUAUGAGAGAAUACAAUCAGCAAAGAUUAAUUCAUCAUCUGCAGAUAGGAAAUGGAGGGCUUCUAGUGAUCCUAGUCCCACUGAUCUCUAUGCUAGGUUCAUGAGUGCACUUUACAAUUUACUCGAUGGCUCUUCUGAUAAUACAAAAUUUGAGGAUGAUUGCCGAGCUAUCAUUGGAACUCAGUCUUACGUCCUAUUCACAUUGGACAAGCUGAUAUAUAAAAUUGUCAAACAGCUUCAAGCCAUUGCAAGUGAUGAAAUGGACAAUAAGCUUCUUCAACUAUAUGCAUAUGAGAAAUCAAGGAGAUCUAGAAGAUUUGAUGUUGUUUAUCAUGAAAAUGCUCGUGUUCUCCUUCACGAUGAGAAUAUAUAUCGAAUUGAAUGUUCAUCAACUCCAACGUGUCUUUCCAUCCAGCUUAUGGACUAUGGACAUGAUAAGCCUGAAGUGACAGCUGUUUCCAUGGACCCUAAUUUUGCUGCAUAUUUGCACAAUGACUUCCUCUCAGUUGUUCCCAAGGAAAAAGAGAAGCCCGGAAUUUUCUUGAAGAGGAAUGUACGCAAAUGUGCGGGUGGUGAUGAGCUCUCUUCAACAUGCCGGACAACAGAAGGACUUAAAGUGGUUAAUGGUUUGGAGUGCAAGAUUGCUUGCAAUUCUUCCAAGGUGUCUUAUGUUUUGGACACGGAAGAUUUUUUGUUCAGAGUGAAACGGAAAUCAGCCUUGAACCAGAACAGCCAAUGCCAAAACCGGGCAAGGGUUUCAAAUGGGAAUUCAAUUAGACUGCGAAGACAACAGCGAUAUCAGAGAUUGCUUCUAGCAUAUACUUCCAUGGCAUAAGUAGAUAUGGUACGUCUGUAUCCAUUUGCUGCUAUGUUCUGUUUGCUCUGAAUUAAAGGACAAUAAUGAAGCAUAAUUUCCCCUUUGAGUUAAAUCCGUUUCAUAUAUAUAUAAGUUAAAUAAAAUUAAGAAAAAUGAAACAUCCUCCGACAUAUUUGGCUUCAGAUUUCUGUGUGUUUUGUCAGUUAGGUCAUGCAUUAAUUACAUACAAACACAGGAGUUAGGGGGAGCGGGUGAAAGAGUUGACAAUGCCAAAGAGCAAGUGGAAACCUUUUUUAUUUUAUUAUUUUUGAAAUGAAAUCAUGGUUCAAUGUACUAUCAUAUAUAUGAGCAAGGAAAUAAAGGAAUAGAUUUUGAGGGCUCAAAAGAAUUGUAGUUAAAUCUUUGUAAGUUGGUGGUGGUAUUUUGAACCACAGGGCACAGUCGUCUACUGUACAUAGGAGGGUAAUAUGCUAUCUUAUUCUGGUGUAAUACUCGACAUAAAUGUUCAUUACCCAUUCAUAUAUUUAUUUCUCUUUGUGCUC
Messenger RNA from Gossypium raimondii (Peruvian cotton), 5394 nucleotides. RefSeq names its product paired amphipathic helix protein Sin3-like 4. The record is from RefSeq and is a predicted model, not a curated record. Lineage: Eukaryota; Viridiplantae; Streptophyta; Magnoliopsida; Malvales; Malvaceae. The coding region runs from base 533 to 4870 and encodes 1445 amino acids. The transcript is spliced from 23 exons. Gene Ontology annotation, molecular function: transcription corepressor activity. Gene Ontology annotation, cellular component: chromatin; histone deacetylase complex. Gene Ontology annotation, biological process: negative regulation of transcription by RNA polymerase II.